Molecule: messenger RNA, 663 nt
Organism: Linum tenue
Lineage: Eukaryota; Viridiplantae; Streptophyta; Magnoliopsida; Malpighiales; Linaceae
Source: the annotation of a GenBank genome assembly
AUGGCGAUGUUUCACCGCCAUCAUCACUACUACUUCGCCAUCCUCCUCUCCACCAUCUUCCUCUCACAUCUCCACUCCACCCAAGCCGUCGACUUCUGCGUGGCCGACCUCACCAGCCACACCACAACCGGCUACACGUGCAAGAACCCGGCCACCGUGACCGCCGACGACUUCGUGCUCACCGCCCUGGCUCGCGGGGGCAACACCUCCACCAACAUCAACAAGUUCGCCGCGGUCCCGGGCUUCGUCCAGCAGCUCCCGGGCCUGAACGGGCUGGGCCUGGCGAUCCAGCGGGCCGACAUCGAGCCCGGUGGCGCCAUCCCGCUCCACACCCACCCGGCGGCCUCGGAGAUGAUCUACGUGGUGGAAGGGUCCAUCACCGCCGGGUUCAUCUCCGGGGAGCCGGCCAACGUGGUGUAUGUCAAGAAGCUGAAUAAAGGGGAGGUGAUGGUUUUCCCGCAAGGGCUUUUGCACUUCCAGGCGAACACGGGGAAAGAGCACGCCAUGGGGAUAGCGAGUUACAGCGACUCGGAGCCCGGGGUGCAGUUGGUGAGCGCGGCGCUGUUUGGCAACGAUUUCCCGUCGUUUUUGGUGGAGAAGACGACGAAUAUUGAUGAAGCUGAGGUGAAGAAGCUCAAAGCUCUUCUUGGUGGUUCCGGCUAG